This is a messenger RNA of Cotesia congregata, 1218 nucleotides long. The record is from the annotation of a GenBank genome assembly. NCBI's taxonomy places the organism in Eukaryota, Metazoa, Arthropoda, Insecta, Hymenoptera, Braconidae.
GCAUGCCCAUCGGGUUGGUAUGGAGUCGAUUGCACUUCGAACACAGCCGUUUGUAACGCUCAAGACUCUCACAAAUUAUGUGGUGAUCACGGUACAUGUGUGGCUACUGGCACAACCCGCGGUUACACAUGUAUCUGUGAUCAAGGAUGGAAGUCGAAUGGAGAUGACCCUGCAUGUAAAAUAGACGUGAACGAAUGUGAAGCGAGGCAUCCUCCAUGUUCAAUGCAACCAUAUGUGCCUUGCAUUAAUGUACCUGGAGACUUUUAUUGCGGUAGUUGUCCUGCUGGUUACACUGGAAAUGGGCACUAUUGUGCUGAUAUCGACGAAUGCUCAACAGACAAUGGUGGUUGUAGUAUUGUGCCAAAAGUCCAAUGCAUCAAUACAAUGGGAUCAAGAGUAUGUGGGUCCUGUCCACCUGGCUAUCAAGGUGAUGGAGUCACAUGUGUAUUCAUCGGAACUUGCAGAAUCAAUAACGGAGGUUGUCACCCACUUGCUAUUUGCAUCGAUAAUCCUGGGUUCAACAAUCUUCUUGUAGAGUGUCGCUGUCCUACUGGCUACCACGGUAGUGGAAUCGGCCCUCAAGGAUGUCAACCAGGCACUGAAGUUGAUCAGGGACCUUGUGCUAGUCAUCCAUGUAUUCAUGGUCACUGUAUACCGCACGACCUUAGCUUCAUUUGCAGAUGUGAUCCUGGAUAUACUGGAAUUACUUGUGCUACUCCAAUCAACCCAUGUUCUCCAAAUCCAUGCAAAAAUGACGGAAUUUGCAUGCUGACAGCUGAUCAACAAGUAUCAUGCGAAUGCACAGCUGCUUAUUCAGGCCCUCGGUGUGAAACUCCAAAAGAAACUUGUGGAGGCGUAAUCCGUGAUGUAGCAGGAACUCUAACAUAUCCUCCAAAUGGUGUUACUUAUGGUCACGGUCUCAGCUGUGCUUAUAUUUUAGCAACGAAUACAUCAUUAGUACUCAACGUUACCUUCACACAGUUCGAUUUGGAAUCAACCCCUGGUUGUCGUCAUGACUUUCUUCAGAUACACGAUGGAGGAAACGCUGGUAGUCAUCAAAUUGGAAGAUUUUGUGGAAAAAAUUUACCGAUGAAUGGCAACAUCAUUUCUACUCACAAUAGCAUAUACUUAUGGUUCCACACGGACAGCAGCAUUUCUCGAACUGGAUUCUCCCUUCAUUGGAAUAGUAUACCACCUGUUUGUGGCGGACAUUUACAC